AUGACAAAGUCAAGAAAACAAGCACUCGAGCAUUCCCAAAAGAACAAUGAAGUUUUUAGGGUUCAGCAUAAACUCAGCAGAGAUGACAUUCAAGAUAUUACAAAGAAAAGUAAAGGAUAUCCUAAGAGAAUGCCAGAAAGUGAGCACUAUAAAGGUAAUUCAUAUAUGAAAAUUAGCAAUCCUAUUAGGCAAUGUAAAUGCCAUCAUAGAAACAAUCUUUCCAGCAAGACUGUUUUGAGGAUUCUGCUUAGGGACAAGACUGGGCAAUAA
Molecule: messenger RNA, 270 nt
Organism: Cetraspora pellucida
Lineage: Eukaryota; Fungi; Glomeromycota; Glomeromycetes; Diversisporales; Gigasporaceae
Source: the annotation of a GenBank genome assembly